Messenger RNA from Epinephelus moara (kelp grouper), 714 nucleotides. RefSeq lists its product as uncharacterized. NCBI's taxonomy places the organism in Eukaryota, Metazoa, Chordata, Actinopteri, Perciformes, Serranidae. The record is from RefSeq and is a predicted model, not a curated record. The annotation marks the transcript as partial. The transcript has a single exon.
AAACAAAAGAUCCACUCAUUUGAGACUUAUUCCAGGCCAGAGGGGACAGAGAUGGGAUGCAUCAGGAGGCCUUUGGUUCCUUCCACCUCUCCUGUUCUAAUGGAGAAGGAGUCCAGGAUUCGACUUGCCUCACAUGGAGAUUAUGGGAAGGGCAAAAUCCCACAAAAGAUCCAGGCGAACCAGUCUGCAUCCCCUAGGGGCACAGACAACAAAAAUGUCUCUGCUACAAGCUCUGCUAUCACCUCCUCCACUUCUGAAGCUUCCAGUCAAACAGCCAAGACCCCUGAAGAUAAGCCUCUCUAUAUCCAAUCCCCAACAGAUCUCCCACUUUCUGACACCAUCAGCACUUAUCUGAACUCAGAGAUACACGAUUGCAAUUCAGCUCCAAUCCAUGAUGAGAGGAGUGUCUUUCCAUGCAAACCUGGGCUGGAAAAAAUGGAUCUUACCAUGUCCACAGAGGACAAAGUCCUACCGCCUGUAACAGCUAUGAGAUCCAAUCAAGCUGCAGGGGAAAGUCAUCAUGAAGGGAUGGAGGAAUAUGGAGCACAGAGCCAAGAGAAGUUGCUGAGCACACCUCAGAAUGCUGCUCUGCCCACAGACAGUAACCCCUUGAGAAGCCCGGAUGGAGAGAGUUUAGAGAAAAUCCUUGUCUUCAGUAACCAGGUAAUCUUUCAUGUGAGGGACAAGGCUAAUGUUUGACUUUAUUUGUCAUGU